Molecule: messenger RNA, 4042 nt
Organism: Oryzias latipes (Japanese medaka)
Lineage: Eukaryota; Metazoa; Chordata; Actinopteri; Beloniformes; Adrianichthyidae
Source: RefSeq, a predicted model, not a curated record
CCGAUAUGGGGAAAAAAAACCAAAGGAUGAAAAAGAAAAAAAGAAGGAUUCAACCUGCAUCUGAUCAGACAGAAAGUCUCGUCUCUGUGCCUCAAGAGAUAACAACAGAGGUGGUAGCACUCAAAGCUGGAGACAGCAAACCUGAGGCACAGAAACUUUUACAUGAUCAGACAGAAAGUCACGUCUCUGCCCCUCAAGAGAUAACAACAGAGGUGGUAGCACUCAAAGCUGGAGACAGCAAACCUGAGGCACAGAAACUUUUACAUGAUCAGACAGAAAGUCACGUCUCUGCCCCUCAAGAGAUAACAACAGAGGUGGUAGCACUCAAAGCUGGAGACAGCAAACCUGAGGCACAGAAACUUUUACCUGAUCAGACAGAAAGUCACGUCUCUGCCCCUCAAGAGAUAACAACAGAGGUGGUAGCACUCAAAGCUGGAGACAGCAAACCUGAGGCACAGAAACUUUUACAUGAUCAGACAGAAAGUCACGUCUCUGCCCUUCAAGAGAUAACAGAGCAUAAAAAUCCUCAUGUUUAUCCUCUGGGAGAUUCAGAUACUGUUGUCACUGACAUAGAUUCCCAUGCGGACUCUGAAAUUGACAACAUCCCAAAACUGAAAAGGACAAAAAGCAUUAUUAUGGAUGUAAUACCAGAUUUCACAAAAGCCCUCUUUGAUUCGAGUGAAGACAGCGCAUCAGCAAUCCCAGGUCCAUCAACCUCCCUUUCUUACAGACCAAGGAGAAAACCUUACAAACAUACCAGAGCAAUUGAUUUAUCAUCAGAUGAAUCAAGUGGAGCUAGUGACCAAGAAUAUAUUCCAAAUCCAAGGGAGGAAAGCACAGACAGUGAUGCUAGCAUGGAAUCUGAAAGUAAAAGAAAGAAGGAAAUCAGACAAACGCAUAGCAAGAGGCCUUUCAAGAAGACCCAGCAAAAGGGUAGAAAGAGAAAAUGCCUCAAAGGUAAUCUGGAAAGUACACAAAAGCCCACAGAUGGCAGACAGGAUGCAAGUACAGAUAGUGACAAAGAAUUUACGAGUCCCAGGGAGCAAAGCACAGACAGUGAUGCUAGAAUGGAAAACAAAAGUAAUAGAAAAAAGAAAGCAAUUAAACGAACGUAUAGCAAGAGGACAAACGUUGAAGCUAAUCUUGAAGGUACACAAAAACCAACAUCUGACAGACAGAAUGCAAGUGAACAUGUAACGUCAACUCUUGAAGAACAGCCAUCAAUCUUUGUUAAUCCGGUUUUAAAAAAGCAGGAUGGCUCAAGAAGUUACAACAAGAAACAUUACUGCUUUUACUGUGGACAGCUAGUUCAAAAGAUGUCAAGGCAUUUGAUCCGUAGGCAUAAUGACAAAAUUGAUGUGAUAAAAGCCACAAGCUUUCCAAAAAACUCAAAAGAAAGACGUAUACAGCUAGAUUAUAUUAGGAAUAAAGGUAACUUUCAACAUAACAAAGAGGUUAUGGAAAUAAGUCAAGGCAAACUCAUUCCCUGGAAACAACCAAAAAAUAAAGCUAAAGGAGAAGAAUUUGCUCAUUGUGUCUACUGCUAUGGGCUUUUUACAAAACGUGUGAUGUGGCGUCAUUUUCAGGUCUGCAACUUUAAGCCAAAGGAAAACUCUUCAAAACCAGGUAAAACAAGAGUCCAAGCUUUGUGUGCAUUUGCAGAGCCUGCUCCACCUGGUUUCCCUGAUGCUUAUUGGAAAUUCCUAAGUGAAAUGAAUCAGGACAGUGUAGCUGUUGCAGUAAAGAAAGAUCACUACCUCCUAUUGUAUGGUAACAGAUUGUUUCAUAAGAACAAGAAAGUAAUUUCUCAACAUCAGUACAUAAGACAAAAGCUCAGAGAGCUUGGAAGAUUUCUACUGGAAUCAAAUAAAGUUUCACCUGUCAAGACCAUCAAGGACCUCAUCAAACCAGAGAAAUACAGUCAAGUUGUGACUGCUGCCAGAUCCCUGGCAGGAUUUAAUGAAGAAACAGGCCAAUAUCAUCACCCGUCACUUGCACGAAAAGUCGGACACAGCUUACAUUCUUUUGCUAUGUUUGUAAAGUCUGAAGGACUAAAAUCUCGGGACAAACAAGCUGUACAGGAUGCUGAGCAAUUUGCACAGCUGUACCAAGAAAGUUGGCGGUUUGAUAUCGCAAGUCAGGCACUAACCCAACUUGAUCAGGCUAAAUGGAAUUCUCCUCAACUCUUACCAUUCACAGAGGAUGUUCAGCAACUUCACUGCUAUUUAUCAGAAAAACAGCAACACCAGUUGAGUGCCCUGAAUCAAGAGUCUUCUCCUAUAAACUGGAAAGACCUGGCAAAAGUGACACUAGCACAAAUUAUUCUCUUCAAUCGCCGGAGAUCAGGAGAGGUAUCCAGGAUGCCUUUGUCAGCAUACUUAUCAAAGGACUUGUCAGACAACUGCAAAGAUACCAAUUUGGCUCUUACCACACUUGAGCAAAAACUUUGCAAACAUUUUGUGAGAAUCACAAUUGCAGGAAAGAGGGGAAGGAAAGUUGCUGUUCUUUUGACACCACUUAUGAGAGAGUCCCUUGAUGUGCUAACCAAGAAGAGAGAAGAUUGCGGUGUGCUGAGUGAAAAUGGGUAUUUGUUUGCUUUGCCGCAUUCUUUUCAUUACCUCAGAGGGUCAGAUUGCAUACGACAGUUCGUGAAUGAAUGCAGUGGGCUAAAAAAUCCCACAGCACUUACCUCAACAAAGCUCCGGAAACACAUUGCUACGAUGUCCACAGUUUUAAAUCUUAAGACCACAGAACUAGACCAGCUGGCAGACUUCCUCGGUCAUAACAUCGAAGUCCACCGAAAGCACUACCGUCUUCCAGAGGGCACCCUUCAACUGGCAAAAAUAAGCAAGGUUCUUUUGGCGCUGGAGCAGGGACGCCUUGGAGAAUAUAAAGGGAAGAGUUUGGAUGAAAUUCAUCUUGAUGUGAACGAAAUAAUUGAAUUGGAUGGAACACCACAACAGGAAAUGGAAGAUCAAGAAAUUGAUCCUAUGGAAAUUCAGGUGCCUGAAGAUGUGAAUAUACCAGAAUGUACUUCCACAAAAGAAGGGAGCAACCACACCAACCAGGCAAGGCCAUUUGGAAAAAAAGAAAGACAAACAACAGUGAAAAGACCUUGGACAACAGAGGAGUGUGCUGCUGUGGAAAAGCACCUGAAGAAGUACAUAGUCCUAAACCAGGUUCCAGGAAAGCUAGACUGUGAACUCUGCAUUUCUGCAGAACCGGAAUCUCUGAAAAACAGAGACUGGAAAGCAGUAAAAUAUUAUGUAAAAAAUCGGAUUACUUCAGUGAAAAGAAAAUGUAGGUAAAUUAAUGAUGAAAGAUUUCCUGAAAGAAAAAAAGGUAAAAUUUUAGUUUUUUUCCCAGCUACUUCUGCUUUUUAUGCCAGCAUCUCAAAACUUUCUCAGCAUUUUUUUUAUUCAGUUUUUACACAGGAAGUGGCAGCUCAUAAUAUUGUUUAGUUUCAAGUUUUUUAUUCCAACUUGCUGGGAUUUUGUUAUAUUUCUUUAGCAUUUAACUGAACAGGUUUUGAUCCUCAUUUGAAAAAAAUAUACUUUCAGACAAAUCUUAUUUUUAUUUUAGAAAAAAAGCUUCAAAUUUCAAAAGCUGUUUAAUGUUGUUGAGGUUUUGCAACAUUUGGUAUUGCUGUUUAUCUUAGACUGACAAUGUUUAGUUAAAUUGUUACUGAAGAUUUACACAUUUCUGAAUUCUGUUUUUCCUUUGUAAUAAGUCCAUUUUAUAUAGAUGGAGUUUUGUCACUAAACGGGUCAAUUUUACAACUUGUUUUAAUGCACUUCUUAAUCUGGGCCCAUUAAAAAAAAGUUUUAUUAAAGUUUGUUUUUGCACUUAUUCCAAUUGUUUGAGUACACAUAAGGCUGCAAGCAACUGGAGAGUGAGAAAAAUGCAUUUUAUGUGUUUCUAACAGUUUGCCUUUACAGCUGGUCUGAAAGAAACUACAGUAAACCCUUGUUUUUCGCGGGGGUUGCGUUCCAAAAAGAACCCGUGAUAGGCAAAAUCCGUGAAGUAGAAACCUCUAUUUUUU